AAGCGAGUUCCUACCGCGAUAUGUCGUAAGACGACUAUGAAAGAGAAUAUGUGUAGAAAACGCGGUUAAAGUUUUUUUUUAAAUAAUUUAAAUAUUUUGCCUGUACAGGUUAGUUCAUAGUGCUAUAAAAAAAUUUAAAAAAAAAUUUGGUGGGAAAAUAACGUAAACAAUUGUGAUAAAAAUGAAAUUAUUUUGUUUUAUAUUUUUUUGUGUCGGUGUACGAUUGGUUCAGUUACAAGGCCUGGGAUCGGGUUCAGAUGGAAAAUUACGACUCUGUAUAGUCGAAGGUCGAGGUCCAUUAAAACGUGGCGCCACGUUUUGUCCACUGUUAGAUGCUGAGGAUUCUGGACUAGAAUGUGUUUUGGGAUCAGAUCAACUCGAUUGCCUGCGACGUAUCAGCAAAGGCACAGUAGACUUCGGAGUGUUCAGCCCAGAAGACCUGAUAGCAGCGCAGUGGGCAAACAUUGACGUUCUCGUCACUAACGAACUCAGAAAUCGACAUAGACCGUUCGAGCGCAGUGUCGUGGCGGUGGUCAAUAAUCGUAUCCUGCCUGAACACGAGUCUUCCUUGGAUGCAGUUCUCAGGAACAGCACACUUUGCCAUCCAGGAGUCGGUGUGAACACCCUUCGGCCAUUAUCUGAUACUCUAUCAGGGUACUUGGAGUCGCUGAUCAUACCACGCACCUGUGAUCCAAAACUGACGCUAACGGAGAACAGACUGAAAGCUAUUGCGGAGUUCUUCUUCAAGGCCUGCAAAGCUGGACCCUGGGUCCCAGAUCAUGAUGGUGACAGGGAGCUUAAACUUAAGUACAGAUCGCUGUGUGCAGCGUGCGCCAGCCCGGAGUGCGGCGCGGACGACAAGUACUGGGGGGGGGGCGGCGCGCUGCAGUGCCUCGCGGAGGGCGCGGGGGACGCCAUGUGGGGGGAGCUGGACGACGUGCUCGCGUACUUCGGGAUAAACUCGACGAUGCAAUCCCCCUCAAUGAACCCCGAGGGCUUCUCGUUCCUGUGUCGCGACGGCUCGUACACCCCACUGGACGCGCCGCCCUGCACGUGGCUGCAAAGACCCUGGCCCGUCGUUAUCGCUAAACGAAAGGCAGUCAAUGCAGUAAGUAAAUUGGUAUCGUCGCUAAAAGAAGAAGACCUCUUCAAUAACCACUGGAGAGGAGCCCUAACGGCUCUCUUGGAGAUACGCCAGGCCCCCACCCCGUUGAACCCACCUCGAGUCCCCUUAGACUACUUGGCAUCAGCGAAGGGAUUCAGAGAGGCGUACAGUCAAAGUGGAUGCGAUCCACCAAGACACAUAACAGUCUGUACGACGACGUUACUUGAGAAGAAUAAGUGCGAGUGGCUGAGCGAGGCGGGCGCGGUGUACGGUGUGAACCCGCCCUUACAGUGCAUCCUGCGGAGUGACCACACCGCCUGCCUGCGCGCGGUACACUCCCGGGAGAGUGACGUCAGUGUUGCCAGCGGAGACGUACUACCCAUGGCUAUGAGAGAUUUCAAUUUACGUCCUCUACUAUUCGAAGUUACUCCAAUCGUCGAAAAAAUGGACACUGUCAUGGCGUACGUGAGAGCCGACGCCAUUAUAAGCAACAUGGCCGACUUGCGCGGGAAACGGGCCGCGUUCCCGCGCUACGACGGCAUCGCCUGGCAUUCCGUUCUACGCUACAUACAGAAGAAAGAAAAAUUAAACUGUUACGACGCGACGUUCAAUUAUUUCAGCGAAAUAUGUGCUCCUGGUGUUGAAAGAUAUAAUAUGAGUAGUGAUAUAGUUGAUACGUUUACGAGUGCGUGUUAUAAAGAGGAUGGGAGGGUUGCGGGUGGGGAGGUGGCCGCGUUACGGGCGCUGGUCGAAGGAAGGAGUGACGUUGCUUUUAUUAGCAUGAAAACUUUCAAUAUGUAUCAAAAUAAACUAAUCAUGGAAUCCUGGGCUAGCAGCAACGUCGACAUAGUCUCAAUAUGUCCUGAAGAAAACACAAAAUAUUGCUAUAUAUCUUGGUCUAACAUUGGUCACAUAUUUGCCGUAAAUAACAUAACAUCAAUGAGACGACACGAAAUCAUAACAGUGUUCACCAAACUCGACCAACUGUUUGGCAAACAUCAACCAUUCCACAGCGUCAUGUUCACUAUGUACGGACAAUUUAAUCACCAACUCGAUAUAUUAUUCCACAAUAACACAAAGAUACUGGCUCCCGAGAAUAUAUUGGACAUGCAUCCAUACCGUUCCAUGCCUUUGAAUUUCGAACGAAGCUUUUUAAAUAACACAUCUGACAGCUGUCAGUUUACAGAUUUGGCGCCAAAUACUGCAUUCAAAAUGGCGCCAUCGUUUUUACUUUUAAUACCAGCGUUACUCACUUACGUAUUAAGUAGUUAGCCUUUUUUUAGUUUAGAAAAAUGUAAUAUAAAUAGUGUGAAAUAAAUAUUUUUAUAAGUGUC
Nymphalis io (European peacock) is the source of this 2439-nucleotide messenger RNA. RefSeq names its product transferrin-like. Bases 182 to 2377 code for a protein of 731 amino acids. Gene Ontology annotation, cellular component: early endosome; recycling endosome; plasma membrane. The record is from RefSeq and is a predicted model, not a curated record. NCBI's taxonomy places the organism in Eukaryota, Metazoa, Arthropoda, Insecta, Lepidoptera, Nymphalidae. The transcript has 12 exons. Gene Ontology annotation, biological process: iron ion transport.